Messenger RNA from Chionomys nivalis (European snow vole), 2222 nucleotides. It is a transcript of the gene Slc25a43, whose product is annotated as solute carrier family 25 member 43. Lineage: Eukaryota; Metazoa; Chordata; Mammalia; Rodentia; Cricetidae. Gene Ontology annotation, biological process: transmembrane transport. The transcript has 5 exons. The record is from RefSeq and is a predicted model, not a curated record. Bases 63 to 1088 code for a protein of 341 amino acids.
CGGUGGUGGCCCGCGAGCCCCGGACACCAGCCACGAGGUGGCCCGCGCGGGGCUGGGUCCCGAUGGCUACGUGGAGGCGGGAUGGCCGGCUAACCGGCAGCCAGCGGCUGCUGUGUGCAGGGCUUGCGGGGGCGUUCAGCCUCAGCCUCACGGCGCCCCUGGAGCUCGCCACCGUGCUGGCCCAGGUCGGCGUGGCGCGAGGCCACUCCCAGGGGCUGUGGGCCACUGGACGCCGAGUGUGGCUAGCCGAGGGGCCGAGGGCCCUGUGGAAGGGGAAUGGCGUGGCGUGCCUGCGCCUCUUCCCCUGCAGCAUGGUGCAGCUGGCUGCCUACCGAAAGUUUGUUGUGCUGUUCAUGGAUGACCUGGGCCGUAUUUCCCAGUGGAGCUCCAUUGUGGCCGGAAGUCUCGCGGGCAUGGUCUCCAUGAUUGUCACCUACCCUACGGACCUCAUCAAAACCCGGUUGAUUGUGCAGAACAUGCUGGAACCAUCUUACAGGGGGCUCAGCCAUGCUUUUUCUACUAUUUAUCACCAAGAAGGGUUUUUGGCCCUUUAUCGAGGGGUAUCCCUCACUGUUUUAGGCGCUGUUCCCUUCUCUGCUGGUUCCCUUCUAGUCUACAUGAACCUGGAGAAAAUCUGGAAUGGACCCCGGGACCGCUUCUCUCACCUGCAGAACUUUGCCAAUGUCUGUGUGGCUGCUGCUGUGAGCCAGACGCUUUCCUUCCCCUUUGACACCGUGAAGAGAAAGAUGCAGGCUCAGAGUCCUUAUCUUCCCCAUCAUGGAGGAGUAGAUGUCCAUUUCUCAGGAGCAGUGGACUGCUUCCGGCAGAUAGUGAAGACCCAAGGGGUCCUGGGCCUCUGGAGCGGACUGACAGCUAACUUACUGAAGGUCGUUCCAUAUUUUGGAGUUAUGUUUAGCAUGUUUGAGUUCUGUAAAAGAAUUUUUCUUUAUCAAAAUGGUUACAUCCUGUCCCCACUGACCUACAAACUGACCCCAGGGGUGGACCAAAGUUUGCAGCCCCAGGAGUUACGGGAACUAAAGAAGUUCUUCAAGCCCAGAAAACUGGAAUCUAAGAAACCAACUCUGUAGAGCUGAAUGGAUGGCGUGCAGCAAUCGCAAGUGACUAUGCCCUCCUAGCUGUGCACAUCAGGAGGAAUGAGAGGGUCCUUCUGCCUGCUGCUCUUGGAGAUGUGACCACAAGGCCAUACAUCACAUCAGAACCCCAAAUUUUCCCUGUGAAUACCUGUGCCUUGAGAAGCUUUUGUGAUACUGCUCUGUCACAUGGCGCUCCACCAGACUGUACUGCGCAGGAUAUGGCAUCUUGCAGCUGAAGUAGCAGAGCAGAGACCAUGUCACGAGCCCAGUCACCAGAGUCCAGGUGAAAUAGUCCAAGUUUCUCUAACUGUGACCUGUGGCUUCCCCAUAUAGACCUUCUUAAACUUAGACCUUUGUGGGCUUCUGAGAGCACAAACCACCAUGUAGGUUAGGCCUUAGCAAAAAUCCCAAAUGAAAAGUUUUUGGUGUUUUUUUUUUUUUUCCAAAUGAUCUUGCUAUGAAGUGCAGGCUACCCUCAGUCAUGAUCUUCCUGCCUAGACUCCCAGACACCUGAGAUUUCAGGUGUACACUGCAAUGCUCAUCCUUGGAACCCUUAUUCUUUAUUGAAAACUCAAGCACCCCAAGCCUAGAAGCUUCUAUUUCAAGAAGGCAGUUUUCCCCGUGACUUCUUAAGGAUGUACUGACAUUCCUGACUGAUGUCACACACAGUUUCAGCAGCCUUAAUUAUCUGCCUUUUUAACUUGCUUUGUAAGCCGACCCUAAAAAUAAAUUAUUCAAUCAUUUUCUGUUAUUCUCACGAGAUGUCCUAAUUGGCUAGAAAGGAUAGAUAGAACAUAUGGCACACGUACUCCCCCAAAAUGGCAUAAAAUAAAAAUCUUUUAGGCUAAUCACCCAUUGGAGAAACUUUUGCUUGUUUGUUUUUUGUUUGUUUUAAUGUAAUCAAAUGAGGAUUCCAUGUAAAAUUCAUAUAGCUAUACUUUCCAAAUAGUACCAAUCAUGUAUUUUAAACACAUUAAUAUGUUAACAAGAUGGGCUGGUGCCCAUCUGCAGUCAUAGCCCUUGGGAGGCUAAGGCAGGAAGAUCAUGAGUUCAAGAUAAGCCUUAGCUACAUAGGUAAGUUCAAGUUCUUCUUGUGCGUAUCUUAGGAAACAAUAAGUAAAUAAAUAA